CUCGGAAAUCUACAGUCUUUACCAUUCCGGUUUUAACACAUACACAGUAUUCGCGGGAAAGCAACUUGUCGCACCUGUUUUUCUCCACAAAAAACCCACAAAUCUUCAAAGAUACAUUAAUCUUAGACAUGGGGCGUAAAUCAGCAAAAGGAAAGGAAAAGAAGAAGAAACGAAAGGAGGAGAAUGCCAAGUUAGAAGUUUCUUUGGCUAAAGUGGAGGCAGCAAACAAGAUUGCUGAUCCCUUGGAGCUGUUGUCACCAUUUAAAAAGUUUGAAAGAAAUGGUCUGAACUUGAGAAUUGAGUGCAUGAAGGUGGCCAAUAUGGAGAAAGAUCUUGUUGACUGGGCAUUCCAACUCACCAAGGCGAACAUGCAAAAACUGUAUGAGGAGAGUGACUGGGGGUGGAAGGAUAAAGAUAAGUACGCCGAAAUGACCGAGGACAGAGCUCAGUACCUUGUCGCCUUCGACGUCACGACAGGAAAACCGGUGGCCUUCACUCACUUCCGCUUCGAUAUGGAGCUCGACGAUGAAGUCGUUUACUGCUAUGAGAUUCAACUUGAAACAGAAUGUCGGAGGAAAGGUUUAGGGAAGUUCUUAAUGCAGAUAUUGGAGUUACUUGCCUUCAAAACAGACAUGACAAAGGUCAUGCUAACAACUUUUAAGAAUAACAAAGUUUCCCAGGAUUUCUUCAAGAAAACCAUGAAGUAUGAGGUGGAUGAAAUAUCACCCGACGACCCACUCUUUGACGAUGCAUAUCAUUACGAAAUCCUCAGUAAACCCACAAAAAAGUCGGCUAAACCAUCAGCCCCUGACACAACGACAGCUUCGCAGUCACAACCAGUAACAGCCAGCUGAUAGAUGGAACAGCCAAUCAAUUGAUGGAACAGCUGAAUGAGGGGACCAGUGAUGUGUGUUAGGAGUUACAGGCCGAAGUGCCUCCACCUCCAGUGACUUACAUUUCAAUAGUUGACAUUUGAUAUAGAUCAAGUGAAGAUUUUAUUUUAUUUCAAUCAAAUAUAUUUCUAUUAGACAACACAAGAUCUUUCUUGCUUCCUGCAAUGGAUCCUGACAAACAGAGUUGUAGGUACAUGUAUUGAUCAUAGUUUUAUAGGAUUAUGAAGACUUUAAAAAAGCUAGACUUUAAUUUGUGUUUGAGUUAUCUUACCUGAUAAACUAUUAUUUUGAUCAUGUUUUUGAUUCAAUAAAGUGUAACAGUAAUUACAUGUAGAUUACGUUUGAUUUUUGAAAAGUGCCUCAAUAUUUGGCUCCCCUGCCCAUCAAUUAUUCUCCUUUAAAUCCAUUCAUUACCUUCCAAAUGAAAGCUGAAUACUAUGAUACUAGUAAAUAACACAUUGUGUGGAAUUAGCAACGACACGCUGCAGCUAUUUAAUAUUUGGCAUAUUAAAUGUACACACACAUAAUUAUGGCAUAAAGUUGGAUCACAUGAUUUAUUGAUUUUAAUAAAACAAUUCUGAAAAUUUAAACUUUCCGCUGUACGUGUCGUCCUAAACUGGUAUUUAACACCUGAGUAAUUCUUUAUAUAGCCUUGCUAAUAAACCGGUUCUUAAGAACCAGGUGACACAAACAGGUAUUCGAAUGAAAACCUUAUAUAUCCGGAUAAUUAAUUCAUUAUUAUACCAAGUAGAAAUUGAUUUCUGUCUAAUUCGUCCCUCAAACGAAAGAAAUCAUAUUUCUCCUUUAAAUCCAUUCAUUACCUUCCAAAUGAAAGCUGAAUACUAUGAUACUAGUAAAUAACACAUUGUGUGGAAUUAGCAACGACACGCUGCAGCUAUGUAAAUAUAAAGAACGGGGAACUAAUGCUACUAUUAAUAUAGGAUAUAAUAACGUAAUCCAACUUCAUAUAUAUUCAGAAAAAUCAAUACAAAAAAAAAAAUACAAUAUAAUCAAUAAACAACAUGAUUACAACUAUUAUAAACCAAGUUCUUUGGAAACACUUAAACGUUCACUAAGCGGAUCCUGGACAUAUCCAUCCUUAGCAGAUUCCGAACGCCAACGUCCAUGUCUCUUGAAUAUCCUGUCCGGAAUUCCCCUCACUGCCGACGCAGUCGCUCCACCUGACCGCAAACUGUGAAGUCCAUAAACUUUGAUGUUAUCUACAAUUCCUGUAAAUGCUUCGAUGAAUAAUUCACGAACCCUGGUGUAAGACAGAGGCUUUUCACGAUUACGCAACCGGUAACCACUUCCCGAUUUCGAAAUAGCACAAAAUACAUAUUCCUCUGAAUCGUCUUGAAUCCCAGCUAAACGAAGAUACAAUUCAAAAUUAGAAACAGGACACAUAUAUGAAAAUGUUCUUGCUAUAACAACUCUUGUACCGUCUCUGUAGAUAUCAGUCUUACUAGACUCGAUGAAUAUUUCAAUAUGAUCAGGUAAAAAUUGAAUAUCAGAUCUCUUGAUAUUUAUGAGUUCGCUGCUACGUAAAAAUCCAGCGAAUGCCAACAAGACCAUACAAAUGAUUCUUUGAUUAUAAAGAUUAUUACAUUCAAACAGUUUCAAAUACAUACAACGUAAAUUUUCAACAGUUAUUGGUUCUUUCUUUUGAACAGGUUUUGCCACUAUACGUUUCCCACCUUCCAUAAUGUUUUUAACAAACUGAUUGUCAGUCGGAGAAUUGAAUCCCACAAGAUCAUGAGCCCAUUUGAUUCCAUAGAAUGCGUCAACGAUAGGGGAUGGAGAGUUUGCCCGUUGAACCAAGCAUGCUAAAUAAAUAGAUACAUGUAAAGGUUUUGAAGGAAAUAAUUCACUUUCCUCGAUUCCUUGUUCUUUUGCCCACUUCUUAAAUCUCAGGAAACUGUUACAAUAUUUGUUUAUAGUUGAAUCCGCUCGUGACGCUUGCAUAAUCCCAGGAAGUGCAUACACCUUUUCACGCAACUUUGAAGGCAACUGAAUCAAAUCUCUUUCAAAUACCUGAAAAAACAAAUUUGUAAAGGAACACCAAUAAAUAUUUUUUCGCUUUGAAAUUAUCUACCGGAUAUGUAUAAAAAUACAUAUACUUAUAUCUACAUAUCAGCUUAAUUAAGAUAUUCAGCACAUUUUCUUCAGAAAUGCAUGAAGAUAUCAGUUUGAUAAAAAACCAAACUUGCCAAAUGGCAAACCACAAAUGUGGUGAAAGAAACUUCAGUAAAUCCAUAGUGAUAAAAUAUUUAUCUCUAUUACAACAUAGCGCAAAUUGCCUGAUAUUUCUCAUACAAGUUUAUGGGAAAUAAUUCCCAAUUAAUCAAUAAAUUUGUUUAUUUUGAAGAAUUUAAAACUGCCAAAAAACAAUUUUGAAAUCAAACUCUGAAAUCAAAAACAAAUGCAAGCAUUCUAAACUUUAAAUCUUCUUUACCAAAAAUACCAGAUCCGAGUUUACCACGUGUGUAAAACUCCUUUGCUACUGGAAAAUCCUUCCAAUCUACAAUAUGUGACCUGUAAACUUCAGAAAUUAAAAUUGGCCAAAAGGCUGAUGAUUCCCAUAGCGGAGCUACUAAUGUUCCAUAUCCUUUGCAUUCGUUCAAAUUCUCCAAAACUCUUGGAAUAAGAUAAAAUGGCGGUACGAUCCAUGCAUUCAAACCUGUCCAAUUAAUAGUAAAUGCAUCAACUGCAUACGUAAAAGGAUUCCAAUACCUGGAACAAAAUUUAUCUACCUUUGCAUUGUAAUCACAAGCAAAUAAAUCAAUAUCAUACGGACCCCAUUCCCGUGAUAGGUCAUCAAAAACAGUUUUCACGAUACCCCAAUCAUCAAAGUCGACAAUUCUGCUCAAAUAAUCUGCUUGCUCAUUGAGUUCUCUUGGUAUCCAUUCAAUUUCAAUACCAAUCUUAUAUUCUAAACAAAUUUGAAAAAUGUUCAUUGCAAGAUCUUGUAAGUUAUUUUUCAUACUCCCUUUUUGAACAAUGGAAACAACAUUUGCGUUGUCUGUAAACCAUUUUAUAUUCUCACCUUUGAGAAAUUGUACAAAUGACCGAAGAACUCUAUCCACCGCGGCCAAUUCUCUCCAUGUGGAACUCAUAAUUCUCUCAGAUUCUUCCCAUAAACCAUGAGAAACAUUUUUACCUGUCCGUACGCAAUAACCGCCAUAACCAGUAUCACUUGCAUCUGUGUACACUACCAGAUUAGAACUUGGUUUAACUUUCAUAUCCCUUCUAUUCAACAUAUCUAAAGACGAUUUCCAGAAACUUAUCUGUUUUUUACUUUCCUCAGAAAUUAAAAUCAUGCUAUUCCAUGUUGGAGCAGACACAAUGUCAAUACUAAGACAUUUGGUCAUUAACUGGGCUACACUUCCGAUAACAACAGACAUAGAUAUGAUUUGUCCAACUAAACUUGCUAGUCGUCUUACCUUUAUUCUGCAAUUCUGGUUCAUAAAAUGCUCAAUUUUGAAAAUUGUUUUUUGAAUCUUAAAUACACGCUUUUCAGGAAUGUAAAUUUUCCCCAUAUUACAAUCCAAAACAACACCAAGAUACUCGAUAACUUGACAAGGGGUCCACAUGGACUUUUCCACUUUAGGCACAAAACCUGAACAAACUAAAUCAUACUGUACCUCUUUGGAUAUUUUGCAUGCUUCGUCAUACUUACUAUGGCAGCCAAACCCAUCAUCUAAAUACAUAAGUACAGUUUUACCUUCUCUACGCCAUUUCUUAACUAAGGAUCGUGUGAGUUUAGUAAAAAUAUAUGGCGCAGAUGUGAGACCAAAUGGCAAAACAUUAAAACAGAAAUAUCGAUCUUGAACACCAAAUUUCCAUGAAAAUCCUAAAUAUUUUCUAUGGUCAGGAAAAAUAUCUACAUGGUGAUAUGCACUUGUGAUGUCAAAUUUAAAACACCAACUAUUUUUAUUUGUAUACAUAAGAGCGGUUCUUAUAUCGUCAUAUUUCACAGACUGUUUCCAUACAUGCUUAUUAACUUCCCUUAAAUCUAAUAUAAGCCUUCUUUUCCCACUGGAGUUCACUGAAACAGAAAGAGGAUUAGUAACCAAAAACUCUGUAUUUUGUUCGGAUAUCAAACCGUUUUCUAAUAGCUCCAUUAUUGCUCCCUGUACGAAAACAUCUUCCUGUAAAGCAGAUUUAUUAUUAUGCGAAAAGCUCUGCUGUGGUAAAGAAUAAAAAGGUAUUUUAUAACCAUCCUGAAUAGUAUCUAUGAUAUAAUGACAAGCAUCAAUGCAUUUCCAAAAUUCAAUAUUUGAUUUUAAUCGCCCUCUAACAGAGACUUUGCCACCUUCUUUAUACUCAUAGCAUUCGUUAAACUCAUCAACACAACUUUUUCCAUCAUAAUACUUAUCUUUUAUCAAAGAUGAUUCUUUAGACUGUUUAGCCUCUCUAUUUAGCGGACUUAAGCUCCGGGCAUUCUUUUCUUUGGUGAUUGGGUUUUCCGCAGUGGAAACAGCCAAUGGGAAAUCUGGAUGCAGCUGGCAUGAUGGGGAAGCCAAAGGGCGUUGGGCCACGAAAAGGCUGUCUAGCUGGAAAAGGAAAAUAAGGAGCACUGCUCCUAACAUUAGAAUAGCUACUCUUAGAUUUCAGUUUUUCUUUUUGCUUCUCCUUUUCUUUCUUUUCUUUCAUGGCUUUAUUUUCCGCUUUAAACAUUCGUUUUUCGUCAUCCGAAUCAUCAGCCAAUGGAUUGGUUACAUAAUUUUUCACUGUACUCCACCCACAAGGUGAUGCAUCAGCCAUUUUGAUAAGUUUGUUACGUUUAUUACAAAGUUCAACUGAUUCAUGAAUAAGUUCCUUGCAAUAAUCAUAUUUAUUGUUAUUCAAGGCCCACGAAGCCUGCGUCAACGUAUCAAUAAUCUUCUCGUUAUGUUCAAAUUGAUCUUUGUUACCUGGAUGUUUCCAGACUAUCGCUUGUUCUGACUUUAACUUCUUCACUUCAGACGAUACGGAGGAAGUUGCCCCCUGUAAUUCUCUUUUAAAAUUAUCAAGUUGCAUUGCCAUAGUAUUCUCCAUGUCCAUUUUCUGUUCAUUCAUUUUGUUGAGAAUGGCUUGUAGCAUGUCUGCCUGAGCCCCGCCCGACAUCUCCUCGUUCUGCAUGCCGAAUUUAAACUUUCCGCUGUACGUGUCGUCCUAAACUGGUAUUUAACACCUGAGUAAUUCUUUAUAUAGCCUUGCUAAUAAACCGGUUCUUAAGAACCAGGUGACACAAACAGGUAUUCGAAUGAAAACCUUAUAUAUCCGGAUAAUUAAUUCAUUAUUAUACCAAGUAGAAAUUGAUUUCUGUCUAAUUCGUCCCUCAAACGAAAGAAAUCAUAUAUAUUUGCAACGAAUUCUGAAACAGUAUUACACAUGUACAUGUAAUUUAUGAAUCAUAAUACAUGUAUUUGGUAUUCCUCAUAAAUUGCCACCACAAUAAUCCACUAUAUCCUUUGUAGAAACUCUUUUAAAUUACAUUGUUAUAUGUUGGUUAUAAGUUUGAGUAAUUUUUUUUAAAAUUGUGUAAGUGUUGAAAAAAUAAAGUGAGUCUUCA
This is a messenger RNA of Magallana angulata, 6447 nucleotides long. Its product is annotated as N-alpha-acetyltransferase 40-like. The transcript is spliced from 9 exons. Gene Ontology annotation, molecular function: histone H2A acetyltransferase activity; protein N-terminal-serine acetyltransferase activity; histone H4 acetyltransferase activity. The record is from RefSeq and is a predicted model, not a curated record. Gene Ontology annotation, cellular component: nucleus. Lineage: Eukaryota; Metazoa; Mollusca; Bivalvia; Ostreida; Ostreidae. Bases 129 to 854 code for a protein of 241 amino acids.